AUGGGACAGAGAUUCACCCUUCUGCUCAUCUUUCUGGGCGUGCAGGUUGGGGCAGGAGCCUUCAAAAUCUGUGCUUUCAACAUACGCAGUUUUGGGAGAGCCAAGGCAGCAAACCGGAGGGUCAUGGGAGCUCUUGUCCAGGUGAGUUUGUGAUUGAUUUGGACCAAGGGCAAUGGUGAUAACAGUGCUUCAUUAGUUUAAUGAGCAAUUCUUGCUCUCAGCCCUGCUCAGAAACCAUAAACUGUAUCCCUAACCAUAGAGAUCUGGGGGCAGCUGCGGUUAUGGCAGAGGUAAAAGCACUGUGGAUGACAGGCUGCAAAUGUAUUCCUGCUACAGUGAUAAGCAAAUAGAAUCAUAGAAUUAAUAGGGACCUGAAGGGUAGUCUAGUCCAACUCUCUGCAAUGCAGGAAUCUCAACUAAAGCAUCCAUGGCAGAUGGCCAUGAGCAAAGAGCAGGAAGAAAAAUGUGCCAGCUACUCCACAAGCUGAGAGAUUUAAGACCAUGUAACAAAAAUGAAUUCUGAGCAGGAGGUCUUUCAGUUGAGGCAGUCUGACAAGCAGCUAAGUUCAAAGGCCUGCUCUUGCAUGUAUUAAAGUUGGGUUUAAUUGCAAACAUAGGAAUUUUAAGAGCAUAUAUCUCAUAACUAAGGGCCGCGGGUGGCGCUGUGGGUAAAACCUCAGUGCCUAGGACUUGCCGAUCGUAUGGUCGGCGGUUCGAAUCCCCGCGGCAGGGUGAGCUCCCGUCGUUCGGUCCCAGCUCCUGCCCACCUAGCAGUUCGAAAGCACUCUUAAGUGCAAGUAGAUAAAUAGGUACCGCUUUAUAGCGGGAAGGUAAACGGCGUUUCUGUGCGCUGCGCUGGUGCUGGCUCGCCAGUUGCAGCUUCGUCACGCUGGCCACGUGACCCGGAAGUGUCUUCGGACGGCGCUGGCUCACGGCCUCUAGAGCGAGAUGAGCACGCAACCCUAGAGUCGGACAUGACUGGCCCGUACGGGCAGGGGUACCUUUACCUUUAUAUCUCAUAACUAUAGCAGUGCUAAGGGAAGAGGUCAAGUUCAGUGAUAGAGCAUCUGCUUUGCAUGCAAAAGGUCCCGUGUUUAAAUCUUGGCAUUGCUAAGACUGUUGUCUGAAAGCUGGAAAGCUGCUGCCAGUCAAUGUAGAUACUAAGCAAGAUGGUUCAGUGUCUGGCUUGGUAGAAGGCAUCUGUCUAAUACAAGUCACACAACCCUUGUUUUUAAGCAAAGGGAUGUGUGCUUUUGACAAACAUUGGCCCACUUGAUUUUUUUUAUAAUGUCAGUGCAAUGUAUAGAAACCACACAUUGGUCAGCUUCACACUGAUUGGAGUGCUUAAGCAAUUCCUAAUUCAUCUCUAGGAAAGACCUGAAAACCUUUGCAUGGAAUCUUAAGAGACAGAAUUGUAGAGUUGGAAGGGAUCCUGAGGGUCAUCUAGUCCAACCCCCUGCAAUGCAGAAAUCUCAGCUAAAGCCCUCUGCUUAAAAACCUCCAAGGAAAGAGAAUUCACCACCUUCUGAUGGAAUCCAUUCCACUGACAAACAGCUCUUAACGUCAGAAAGUUAUUUUUGAUGUUUAGUCAGAAUCUCCUUUCUUAUAACUUGAAGCCAUUGCUUUGGGUUCUAUCCUCCACAGCAGAAGAAAACAAGUUUGCUCCAUCUUCUAUGUGACAUCCCUUUCACAUUCCUUUGGAGUUGGCUAUCAUAGUCUCCUCUUUUGCAGUCUAAACAUACCCAACUCCCACAACCCUUCCACUUAAGUCUUGGUUUCCAGGGCCUUGUCCAUCCCCACCAUGUCAACGUCCCUGGUCACCGCAUGCUAAGGCAGUGAUAUGAACAAAUGCUGCAUUUGUUUACCUUUGAUCAUUCUUUCCAAUCUGUUUACUUAAGAGUUUGGCGAGAUCUUGUGAGAUCUGGCAGAUGUUGAUGCUGCUUCUCCACCAGGGCAGAGGUGGAAGGGCUGCUGCUCCACUCUGCUCACGAGUGGAGGGGGCCUGGUGCCUACAUUCCUUUCUGUUACUAAUUAAUUCAUCCCACACGUCAAUGGAUUUCCCCAUCACUUCCUGCACCACAAACAGUCUGGUUACUGUUGUUUUUAAAAAGCGGGCAACAAAGCACUCUAAUCCACUAUGAAGUUCUGCAGAACAGUGGCAAUGCGGAAGCGACCAGGACCAAGGGAAAGGGGGAAAUAUGUGUGACAGUGACAAUGCCCAGAGCACCUUAUUGCCCUGACCACCCACUCUUCUCCCUCUGCCAGAUCCUCUCUCGCUGUGAUAUUUCUGCCAUCCAAGAGGUGCGAGACUCCAGGGGUGCAGCUAUUCAGACGUUGCUGCGGGAGCUGAACAGGUAGUACCAGCAGAGGCUGCUAAUCAUAGACCUAGUCAAAAUAGGUGUGUGGGGAGAUCGCACAGUUAGUUUAUUUUUAUUCACAGGGAGAUUUCUUUUUUUAUUGUGGGGGAGCAUUCUAACAAGGCUUCCCCGCCCCCCAUUGCUCCAUUCUUCAUCUGAGGAUCCUGUACCACCCCAUUCUGUUAUUAGGCAAAGUGGCAUCUUGAACUCUUUAUCCCUGGCAGGUAUGAUCCCUCUCAUCACUACAGCCGCCUGGAGAGCAAGAGGCUGGGGCGAGGCAGCUACAAGGAGCAGAAUAUCUUUGUGUAUCGGUAAUGUCUGGGGGAGCUGGGAACAUGACUAAAUCAGAGCCCCAGGAACCAAAAUCCAACUCUGGCCUAUAUAUGCAUGUAUAUAACUCCCCCUCUCCCAGGAUAGUAUUUUACGGGGUGGCCAUUUUGUUACCCAAGGUGAAGGACAAAAUGAUACCUGCCUUUCUCCAUUUCAAGCACCAAAGCUGAGCAGUGUGAGAAUUUAUUACUUAUUUCAGUAAUAAACACCCAAGUCACUAGGCAGUAAGGCUAAAAAGAUACAGUGAAUAUGAAAUCAGUUAAAACUAACCAAAAAAUCUGAAAACAUAGCUAAAAUGCCUGCUGAUUUUUAAAGAAAGAAGAAAACAUUUUCACUAGAUGUCAAAACUUCUCAGCUGUGGGUUCCACAGAAAUGGAUCCACAGUACUGAACAUACAAUAUGUGCUAGAAGCUGACCAGAAUGGCUGGGUGAGGUAUAACAACAACAACAACUUCCUUGCACUGCUGUUCCCCUCCUGCCUACCCACCUAGCUACGGCAUCUACCAGCUGAGGCAGCCACCUCACUGCCUAACGGUAGGGCCAAUUCUGGUAUUUUAAUUGCCAAUCAAUUAUAACACAUUUUAACAAUGUGCAUUUCCAUAUUUGUUACCCCUAUAAUCCCACCCUUCCUCCAAAACUAUUUUUUAGCCUCAGAAAAAUGUAUUUGGGCAAACUGGGGUAUGAGACAAUAAUUUUCCAGCGAACUUUGUUUUGGCUGAGCAGCAAUUUCAGUCUGGAUUUGCCACAUAUAAAGCUGGACUUAAGUGUCCAUCCACUACUCCACACCUGCUCAUUAGUGUUGGGUCUCGCAGCUCUGGUUUGUAGUUGGGGAAACAAGGCCUGGAUCUCCUGAGGAUAUAAACCUGUGUUUGGGCUGAGACUUUGGCCUGCUGACAGAGGCUUACCUGAUUUAAUCAUAAUAAUAACCCCUUCACAAAGACAGAUUGCAAAUCGGGGUGAAAGGGAGCAACUGGGUGCUGACAUCUAGCUUGCUUUAUGUGUGUGUGUGUGUGUGUGUGUGUGUGUGUGUGUGUAUAUAUAUAUAUAUAUAUAUACACACACACAUAUAUAUUAAAAAAGGAUAGAGGAACAUUCAGUUGUGAGAGCUUCCACUUGCAGGCUCUGUAUUGGAACAAAACCAGACACAGGUUUACUUGGAUAAGAACUCAUUCAAAGGCACACAGACCCAAAUCUCCCAGAUCCAAGUUCACCCUCAUAUUCAACAGUCGAGAGAGAGAGAUUAUGCCUACUUUAACCUUUUGAGGAAUGAAGGCUCCUUGGAUGCAUCUUCCCUCUGAUGCCUACUUUUUUUACCUUGACAGAAUGGAUGUUGUGUCAGUUACUGAUUGGUGCCAGUUUGGGGAUGAGGAUGCCAGAAAUUACAAGGCAUUUGCCCGGGGGCCCUUUGCCGCUCGCUUUCACUCUCCAUACACAGGUAACACCCAGUUUCUCCACACAGAGGUCUCAAUUGCUCUGGAUACUUGUCCACAGAUUCUUGGUGAUCCAGGAGCUGUUAUCUCCAAGGCAGUUAUGGAAGAUUACCUCGGUUUUAGGACUGAAAGCCUGGUAUUUCUUAUGGUCCGUUCUUAACCUGAAACUGUUCUUAACCUGAAGCACCACUUUAGCUAAUAGGGUUUCCUGCUGCCGCCGCCGUGCAAUUUCUGUUCUCAUCCUGAAGCAAAGUUAUUAACCCCAGGUACUUUUUCUGAGUUAGCGAAGUCUGUAACCUGAAGCGUAUGUAACCUGAAGCGUAUGUAACCCGAGGUACCACUGUAUAGCCCUAGUUGGAUGGUUCAGUGGUGCUUAGGGUAGAUGAGGAAACAGAAGAAAUUGAAUGUAUUGAGAAGCUGAGGUAAAGGAGCUAGCUCUUGUUAAGUGUGCAUGUGUGUAAUAACAGCCACUAAGAGGAAAGAGUAGGGAGAUCAGUAGUGAAACCUCUCCCAUCAUCUGAACUGCUGUCUUCCACCCCACAGCUAUCCUAGAUUUUGUGCUACUUUUACACCACACCAGUCCUCGGGAAGCUGCCCAAGAGCUUGAGCUGCUGUUUGGAGUGUGCACAGAACUGAUGCAACGGUGGAAAACUGAGGUAUAUUAUGGGGGCAGAUGUUGUAAACUCAGCAAGUCACUAAGAACAUAAAAGUCCUGCUGGAUCAGAUGACUAAUCUAGUCCAGCACCCUGUUCUCACAGUGGCUGACCAGAUGUGUAAUAGGACAUUCUCCUUCUCCCGAUUCCCAGCAACUAGCCUUCAGUCUCAUGCCACCUCCUCUAGUGGAGAUGCUACUCACAUACAACCCUUUCCUUGUGAUCUGAAUAGAAUGUGAUGCUGCUGGGAGAUCUGAAUGCUGCUGGUGCCUACAUCCCAGCAAGUGCUUGGGCUGGGAUCCGCCUGCGCAAUCACCUUGCUUUCCACUGGCUCAUUGGUGACGGAGAGGACACCACAGUCAGCCACCGGACCUGCUGUGCCUAUGACAGGUACCAGAGGACACUUUUCAGCUCCUCACCCAUUCUCAACAUGCUUCCUCUUACUCCCGAAAACAAUCCAAUAUUUGCCAGCCUUUCAAGCAAGCAUGCCAGACAGAAAGUAAGCCCUGAGGAGAUUGUGUCACUUACAGUGUAUACCAUAUGCCCUUUUUUGGUGUGGUUUUGCUUCUGGUAUGUUGAGCUGGAGAGCAGACAACACUAGAGGCAGAGACUACUCCUGAUCUGUGCCAUAGCCAGGCCAAGAGCUAACCUGGCACACUAGACUCCUGCUUUGUGUCACGUUAAGUUGGCUAUGCUCUUUUUGUUGGGGGCAGAGACCCAUUACACUCCCACUUUUGUACUCUGUCCUCCCAUGCUAGGAUUAUAGUCCAUGGAGAAGAGCUGCUUGGCGCCAUUGUACCCAGAUCUGCCAAGCCUUUCAACUUCACACAAGCACUUGGACUAUCGGAGGAAGAGGUGGGUGUAAUUGGGCUCCUUUCUUAACUGGCUGCUAGUUUGAAUAUGAUGUAGAGACCUGAAUAAUCCACACCAUUUCAUUCCUACAGGCCCUAGCAAUCAGCGACCACUAUCCGGUAGAGGUGAAUCUUCGGCUUGCUCCGAAAGCCCAGCGAGAGCUCUAAACCGUCAACCAUCCUUUUGGCUAUAGAAGCAAGGGCAAUGGCAGGGCAAAAAGAGACCAACUUCUCUGACUAUUCCAUUCAGCAAGACCCGUCUAGGGCAGCAGUGGAACUGCUAUACAGUAAAAGCAGUCCAAUGCACAUACACUUCCCCCGCUCUGCACCUUGCCUCCAGCAUGAAAGCCAAGAUGACAGAAGCGCCCCAUCUACGUUGUAGCUAGGGCUUGCAAGCCUACAUGCAGGCCUAUCCAGGUGUGCCACAAAAUUCACCACCCAAGCUUAGGGCUGGGUGAAUGGUAAAUAUCCUACAUGUGUCGUAGGCAUUAGGUGCAGCAUUCAGCUUCCUUAGAAACUAUAGAGUUUUUAAAGAAGUAUCUUUCUUUCUUUCAGCUGUCAUCUAUAUCCCAUCCUUUAACCCCAGAAACUCCCAACACUGUUUAUCCUAGAUAAUCCAAUUUUUGUUUCGGUUGAACCAACCAACCCUGACGAAGCAGGAUACUGCCUCAGUAAGCCAUACAUCUAUAAUGCACACACAACACAACUGUGGUUGUGCAGUGCAGGGCAAUAUUAGUAAUAGAGGAUAAGCUGUCUGAAAUGGCCCCCUUCCCAAUCUGCUCUGAAUUACAAGGCAACCUUUUCCUGCUUACUUUGCCCUGGAAGUCUUACAGGUUUUUUUGCCCCAUCCUUAGGAAUGCUUAUGGGAGACCAGCCUGAGGGAUUAGCUACUGUGAGAAUUGUCUUGUGUGACACUGACAAAGGUUUACAGAUAUUCAAAUUCAUUACAGUGGUACCUUGGGUUAAGUACUUAAUUUGUUACGGAGGUCCAUACUUAACCUGAAACUGUUCUUAACCUGAAGCACCACUUUAGCUAAUGGGGCCUCCUGCUGCCGCCUUAGCACAAUUUCUGUUCUCAUUCUGAAGCACUA
This is a messenger RNA of Podarcis lilfordi (Lilford's wall lizard), 6712 nucleotides long. NCBI's taxonomy places the organism in Eukaryota, Metazoa, Chordata, Lepidosauria, Squamata, Lacertidae. The record is from the annotation of a GenBank genome assembly.